GUUUUCUAGAUGCGCCGUCGCCCGUCGCCGGUUGCGCAUCAUUACAUCAUUGCCUUCACCACAUCUCCUUUUGGGAUUUCCAAAAAUCGACUAACCCCAAUAUCAAAUCUUCACAAUAACUCAUUUCAAUCAUUUAUAAUUAUUCAAUCAGACUUUGAAAAUGAGUUUUUCAAAAUUAUUGUAAUUUUUGUUGUAAGGGAGAUAUUGGUUGAUUUUGGCAUUUGACUUGACAGUUUUGACGUGACAUCUGUUUUUGACAGUGACAGAUUACCUAACUAACCUACCUUUUUCUCGUACGUGUCUUGUAUGUUUUGAUUAAUAAAAAUGAUGUGGGGGAUGAACCGAAUGCGGUUAUCAACAUUUUGCUGCGGUAGAAAUUGCAGCGCAUAUGCUCAAAGUGUUAUAAAUUUAUUAAAAAAACCUGCUAUAGGUGAUAAAAUCACUUUAAAGGGAUGGAUAAAGUCUCUGAGAAGACAGAAAGAAAACACAUUCAUUGAUGUAAGUGAUGGCUCCACAGAAACAAAGUUACAAGUGAUCUUACCAAAAGAUUUAUGGAAUAAAAGAAUCACAGUUGGUGCUUCCAUAUAUGUGUCUGGAAUUUUGAAACAUUCUCCUAGGGGACAAUUGGAACUACAUGCUGAUGAUGUGAACGUUUAUGGACAGUGCAUUAUUACAGAUGGUUACCCUUUUGCACCAAGAAAACAAUAUCCUCCUGAAUACAUUAGGCAAUAUUUACAUUUUAGACCUAGGACCAACAAAUUUGCAUCCUUGCUUAGAGUGAGGAGUGCUGCAACAACUGCUAUAUAUGAGUAUUUUGCCUCCAAAGACUACACAAAUAUCCACACUCCAAUUUUAACAAGCAAUGAUUGUGAAGGAGCAGGUGAGGUCUUCGCAGCUAUACCAGAUAAUACUAGUCUGUUGAAGUCUAUGGUCAAAGAGGGCAUUGACUCAAAUGAAGCAUUUUUUGAUAGAAAAGCAUUUUUAACUGUCUCUGGACAACUUCAUCUUGAAGCUGCUGUGCACGGUCUAAGUAGAGUGUUUUGCUUUGGGCCAACUUUUAGAGCUGAAAACUCUAGAACAAGAUUCCACUUAUCUGAAUUUUAUAUGCUAGAGGCUGAAAUUGCAUUUAUGGACAAACUAGAAGUGUUAACAAAGAUUGUAGAAGAUACUGUUAAAGAUCUCACAAAAAUGACCUUAGAUAAAGCUGAUGUAGAUAUGAAAGUAUGUUCAGAAGAGGCUAAAUGUGACUUGAAAUGGUUAGAUAAAGAAUUCAUCAGAGUGGAUUAUGAUUCAGUUGUAAAAAUUUUGAGCGAUAAUAGGGAUAAGCUAAAGGAGAAGCUUGACCCAACAAAUGGAUUAACAAAAGAACAUGAAAUGUUUAUUGUUAAGUAUUUUGAUAAUGUUCCCACUUUUAUCAUUGAUUGGCCAAAAGAAAUGAAACCAUUCUAUAUGAAAGAAUGUAUAACCGAUACAAGAAAGGUUUCUGCAUUUGAUUUGCUGGUUUCUAAUGUAGGUGAAUUGGUAGGAGGGAGUCUCAGAGAAGAUAAUUAUGAAAAAUUAAAAAGCCAGAUACCUGAACGCUCACAACUGGAUUGGUAUUUGGAUUUGAGAAAGUUUGGUGGUUGCCCUACUGGAGGAUAUGGAUUAGGAUUUGAAAGGUUUUUAUUAUUUAUUUUAGGCAUAAACAACAUUAAAGAUGUUAUACCUUUUCCUAGAUGGCCACAUAAUUGUAAUUUGUAAUUUCUAUAAAUAAAGUUUUGUUAAGUA
This is a messenger RNA of Acanthoscelides obtectus, 1767 nucleotides long. The record is from the annotation of a GenBank genome assembly. Lineage: Eukaryota; Metazoa; Arthropoda; Insecta; Coleoptera; Chrysomelidae.